This is a messenger RNA of Paramuricea clavata, 471 nucleotides long. The record is from the annotation of a GenBank genome assembly. NCBI's taxonomy places the organism in Eukaryota, Metazoa, Cnidaria, Anthozoa, Malacalcyonacea, Plexauridae.
AUGACACAAGCGGAAGAGAACUUCAUUCUCGACGAAUUCCAAGGCUAUCCGAUGUUUCGCGAAGACGAGAUCCGAGGUAGGAGAACAAUGGGAAAUAUAAUGCGAACCAUGGGUUCGGACGAUAACGACGAUUCCGAUGUCGGCCGAUUUGACAGUUAUUGGGACUCGAGCGCGCGAAAAAAAUCCGAAACUUACUUCACGAAUGAGCAAGUUGAUAAAGUCCUCGAAGAAGCGUUUCGGGAUGAGCCGUUUGCCGAGGAGUCCACGGGAACGGUCCGUAAUAACGUCGGAGAGAGCCUGAUAGCCAAACAUGCGCAUGAUGGAAGCAUACCGCUGAGCAUUAUUGAGAACGAACGGAAUGGAAAUCCGUAUCAGAGAGAUAUUGUCGAAAAUGAACUUGUCGAGUCGCCAUUUUCUGAUAUGGACACUGGCAUGAAGAUAGGACGGAAAUUUAGACAUAAAGUUGUUUAG